Messenger RNA from Cavia porcellus (domestic guinea pig), 621 nucleotides. RefSeq names its product single-pass membrane protein with aspartate rich tail 1 (gene Smdt1). Gene Ontology annotation, biological process: mitochondrial calcium ion homeostasis; calcium import into the mitochondrion. Gene Ontology annotation, cellular component: mitochondrial inner membrane; uniplex complex. Bases 67 to 390 code for a protein of 107 amino acids. The record is from RefSeq and is a predicted model, not a curated record. The transcript is spliced from 3 exons. Lineage: Eukaryota; Metazoa; Chordata; Mammalia; Rodentia; Caviidae.
UUGUGACGGCAGCACCAGGGCGGGGCGGCAGGGUUCCCGAGCCCGAGAGAGGGGCGGAAGUGGGAGAUGGCAUUCGGAAUAGCUCGUUGGCUGGCUUUGGGACCCCUCCGAUCCGGGGCUUUCCGGAGCGGGCCGAACUUGAGGAAAAGUGGCGAUGGUCCGGCCGUACAGGACGGCUCAAGUCGGUGCCUGGUACCGUCGAGGUCAGUCAUCGUUACCCGCAGCGGCGCCAUUUUGCCCAAACCGGUGAAAAUGUCCUUUGGUCUUCUCCGCGUGUUCUCCAUUGUGAUCCCCUUUCUUUAUGUUGGGACGCUUAUUAGCAAGAAUUUUGCUGCUCUGCUUGAGGAGCAUGACAUUUUUGUCCCAGAGGAUGAUGACGAUGACGACUAACAGGGCGAGCAGGAAGUAGAGGAGAAAGCACCAGCUGCAAAAAUGGCGAUGCUCUUGGCCACUCCUUCCCUUUCAGCCAAAGGGCCCCGGGAAAGCCCUCAGCCUGCCUCCUGCAGUCUGUGAUCGCAGUCCAGAUCCCCAUGCUCUGGAAGAUUCCCUAAGAUGUGCUCUCCACUGGGAGAACAGUAAAUUAUGUGUAACCUAAUAAACAUCAGCUGUGUCUGACUGAAA